AUGGAAAAAUCCGCAAAGUCAGUUACCAACAACAAAUCCGGACAAUAUCCACUCAUAAAGAUACGAUCUCUAAUCAAGAACUUAGAUUUGGAAUUGUUAAAGUUGUGUCACCAAACGUCCCCUAACGAUGGUAACAAAUACAUUCUGCCACGAAAGAAAGGUGGUGAAAAUAAAGCACCUUCUGAAACGCCAACCAAAUGUCUUUGUGAAAGUUUAAGUAAAACGUGCAGUCUUGGCAAUAUAGGUACUUGGAAUGAGGAUGCCAAACGAUCGCCACGUCAGAAUCGAGUUGUGCGUUCUAAUGCAAGCCUUAAAAACUCUUCGAGUGAUAAGAGCGCGAUAAACUGUUCGCAAAGCCGUAGCAAUGAAGGUGCUAGUCAAAGUAAUCCAAGUGUUAAUAAUUCGUCAAGCCAAAAUAAAAAUUCCAGUCCCAGACCUAUUGAUGAAAAUCCGCAUAUUAGUAGUAAAUCUCAAAUUCGUAGCGAAAAUCCUAAUCUACUUCCUGGUCGUAAUCAGAAUCUUGAACGGGAAGUUAUACCAAUUCAAAGUAAAGCCCAAAUCCUAACUCGAAGUUCGAAUAAAGGUUCAUCCCAAAAUCAGGCUAACGAACAAUCUCCGAUUGGGAAACUAAAUGUUGCUCAGUAUUUGGAAUCCAAACAGCAGCGACAAUUUACUGAUAAUUUAAGUGUCGUAAGCAUCCCGAGUCAAUAUCGAAAACCAAUUAUUAGUCAGAGCGAAGUUGUAGCUAAAGUUGCACCGCAAAUUUUAAAUGAAAGCAUCAAACCCGUGUUGCCUGUGAUGAUAAAACAAAAAAGUAAUUUCACCAAAUCUAGCGGUCUCGGCACAAUUUCGUCAACUCUUAAACUUGGAGAUCCUCUUAGACGCAGUAAUAUAUGGAAUCGUGUACAUUUGGUCAAAGUUAAGAUAUCGAAACAAGAUGUCCUUAAAGAGGGAGAAGGGCAUGUAAUUACGAGUCCCAAUAAUAUGAUCUCACAACUUGUAGACGCUAAUAGCGUACAAAAUAAGACCCUAUCCAGCGUUUAUCGCGCCAGGGUAAUCGAUGCAUUUCGUAAUCGUCGAAUUUUUACUAUUUUUGGUAAUUACGGUACAAUACGUAGAGCACUAAUUAAGAGAGGCUGGUUGGAGAAAUUAGCACCUAACCGAUAUCCACGGUUACAGAUGCUUAGCGAAGAUGCUUUGUUAAUGCAUGCUAAGCGCGGCAAUGAAUAUGAAACAGUCGCCAUUAGUAAGAUAAUAAAUCAUUUUCCUGCAUUUUUCAUUUGGCAACCUAAAGGACAUCGUGACCUCUAUGUUGAUGUGCGACCAUAUCGCAAUCGCAUACGUAGAAGUCACGGAAUGGAUUUUUCCACGAAGGUUGGUUUAAUCGGUUGUAGCGAACAACUGCAAUGGCACCGCCAAGACGGCGUUUCCAAUAUGUUAUAUCCGCGUUUCUUUCGUUUGGGCGGCAACCAUGAAGAGCAAGCAGCCUUCGUUGAGGAAUUUCGCAUGUCUCAAUGUCGUGCUCUUUUGCGUUUUCUUUGUAGAAAUGUCGAUAACGAGGAAAUUAUUGAUUAUGAAAAUGGCACCAUCUCGCCCGUAAUUAUUCCAUUCGCCGCGGAACGCGCCAAAAGGCAACUUGAAGAAAUUGAGAAUAAGAUAUCGUUAGAUGUCGAACCGGUUUCCGUACCAGAAUACGAUUGGGCCGAAUUUCUGCAGAGCUCGGGUCGUUUAUUGAAUCGUCGUGGCAAGCUUAAAUGCACUUACCGCGAACUAAAUGAAUAUGUGAAGAAAAUCAAACCGAUUAUUACCAGAUUGGAUGAGAAACGGCCUGAUUAUAAGUUUGACGGAUGUCGAAAUAUGUGGAUUCUUAAGCCCGGUUAUCAAUGCCGUGGCCUUAAUAUUGUCAUACGUAAUAAUAUGGAUGAAAUUCUUAAUUGGGCCACCAAUCAUAUGAGUCGUCGUUACAUUGUACAAAAGUAUAUCGAGCAACCACUUUUGAUUUAUCGUACAAAAUUCGAUAUACGACAGUAUAUGUUGCUUUAUAUACGAGAGUCGACCGUACAGAUAUGGCUAUAUAAGGAUUGCUAUUUGCGUUUCAGUUCCCAAGAAUAUACGAUAGACGAUUUGCGCGAAGUUAUCCAUUUAACCAAUAAUUCAGUACAGAAGAAAUAUAAAAAUAAGACUACACGCGAUCCCCGCCUACCGAGAAGCAAUAUGUGGUCCUUAGAACAAUUUAAGGCCUAUAUUGAUCAGAAAAGUUUGCCUGAUAAUAUUUGGGAGAAUCAAGUAUAUGCUGGCUUCAAGCAAAAUCUAAUUGCUGUAGUUUUGGCCAGCUUAGAUGAAACGAAUUUGUGCGAGAAUUGUUUCGAACUGUAUGGCUGCGAUUUUAUGUUGGAUGAACAAUACAAUCCUAUAUUAAUUGAAAUUAAUUCCACGCCGGAUUUAUCGCCUUCUACAGAGGUAACUGCACGUAUUUGCCCGAUGGUAAUGAUAGAUGUCAUAAAGGUGGUUAUAGACUUGCCACGUAAUAAUCGCGCCUCAACAGGAUUUUUUGAAAAGAUUUAUGAAAUUAAUUAUAAAUUUCGACAAGAUCCCAAUCAGAGAGAAGCUCUGGAUAUAAAAGGUAAAUCGAUGGAAUUAUGUAAAAGAUCUCCCACGAGCAUGCGUCAAAGAUUCUAUAAGAAGAACGUAAAGAAAUCCGAAAAUAACGAUAUAGCAAAACGAAAAUCACAGAUGCGCAUGAAGGUCCAUCAGAAGGCAAGUCCGUCCUUCUCGCCCCGAUCUUCUUCUGUGAAAAGAAGUCAGGUACCUAAAGUUUUACAAGCUGCCACAAGGGAGGCGUUAGCGAUUCGCUACACUAUGCCAAAAUGA
Glossina fuscipes is the source of this 2871-nucleotide messenger RNA. RefSeq names its product tubulin glycylase 3B (gene TTLL3B). Gene Ontology annotation, cellular component: cilium. The transcript is spliced from 3 exons. Lineage: Eukaryota; Metazoa; Arthropoda; Insecta; Diptera; Glossinidae. Gene Ontology annotation, biological process: protein polyglycylation; cilium movement; cilium assembly. Gene Ontology annotation, molecular function: protein-glycine ligase activity, initiating. Bases 1 to 2871 code for a protein of 956 amino acids. The record is from RefSeq and is a predicted model, not a curated record.